UUGAGGCUAUACAUUUACACUUACAAGCUGGACCUGGUGUAUCGUUUGGUUAAAGUCAUGAUUUGUGGUUAGUAAUAGUUUAAUUUAGCACUGACAUUUAAUUUACAAUUUGCUAUUUAGUGAAAUGCAGCUGAGAUAUGUUUAGUCUGCAUUUUUCCCCCCUUUUUUCCUGCGUUCUGCACUGGACCAUAGCCAAAAAGUAAGGAAAACUCGUGACCAUCCGUUAACAUUAUACAAACACAUGCCUUAAACAACACCGGCAUAAUGAUACUAUACUAUUGCUGUAAACAAUUUUAUAUAAUAGCAGUCAUUUUACAAAUCAUUAUGGCAUAUGGUGUCAGCAGCCACAUAUACAAUUGGGACUACAUACGGACAGCUUGAUGAUUUCUGCAUGCACUUUGCCAUUUAUAUGCCAUAAACUUGUCGUAAGGUUCCUUUAGCUUGCUCAUUAUUUACAUUUCCAUUUGCGUUCCAAACAUGUGAGGUAAAUAGAAUAUCUAAAUGUUUCCCUCACAAACAUCAUUUUAAAGUGACAUGAUGGUGGUGUUCACACAGAAGCAUAUCUUUCAUAGAAGCAUAGCUGGACUGAGUACAUGUGCUUUAAAGGAUGGAGUGUGAACUGUAUUUAACCGCACAACUAUAGAAUUCUUAGUGGCUCUUUUGUAUAAACUGCAUGUCAAUUUUCAAAUAUGAAAACUAUAGGAAUAGAAAAUAGAAUAUGAAAACAUAAAGACUACUAUGUAUGCGAGACAGUACAUGAUGCAUUCACGUGCAUAUACACACAGUGCAUAUAAAAAGUUUAAACACAAUUAAAAAAUUGUUUUCUGUGAUGUAAAAAAAUUAAACCAAGAUAAAUCAUGUCAGAUCUUUUUCACCUUUAAUGUGAUAUAGUAGCAAACAAAAUUAGAGUGUAAAACAAACAUAAUCUGGUUGCAUACGUGUGAACACCCACAGCGCUCUUCAAUUCCAGAGGUUUUUGCUAGGAUUUAGAUCUGGGCUCUGACUGGGCUAUUCCACAAUGUUGAUCAUCUUCUGAAGCCAUUUCUUUGUUGACUUGGAUUUGUGCUUUGUGUUGUUGUCAUGCUGGAAGGUGAAAUUUUUCUUUAUCUUCAACUGUCUAACAGAGGCCUGCAGAUUUUUGUGCCAAAAUAGAUGUUUGGAGCUAUCCAUGUUUCAUAACUCCCUCUAUCUUGUCUAGAGCCCCAGUCCCAGCUGAAGAGAAGCAGCCCCAUAGCAUGAUGCUGCCAUCACCAUGCUUCAUUGUGUGUAUGGUGUUCUUCGGGCGAUGAGCUGUCUUGUUUUUUGCACAAACAUAUCUUUUAGCUUUAUGCCCAAAAAAAUCUUCCUUGGUCUCAUCAGACCAAAACACAUUUUGCCACACGGUUUAAGCUAAAUUUACGAGGGCUUGGAUGUUUUUGUAAGAAAGGCCGUCGCUCUAGCCCCCCUAUUUCACAGCCCAGAUUGUGAAGAAUAUGAGACACUGUUGAAAUGCAGGGAGUGACCAGUACUUGCCUGCAGCUUCCUUAACAUUGCCAUAGAUCUCUUGGCAGUCUCCCUUUUUGUCCGUAUUGGAGGGAUGUCCUGUUCUUGUUAAUGUCACAGUGGUUCUCUACUUGUUAAUGAUGGCCUUCACAGUGUUUUGGAAAUUCUUUUGCACCCCUCUCCUGAUUGAUACCUUUCAGCAAUGCGAUCCCAUACAUGCUUUAUGGGAGGUUUACAAGCAAGAAACAGCUGAUCAUUAUUUGGGGUUAAUCAGAAUCACUUCAGUGAUAACAGGUGUAUGAUAAUUAUUUAUGAACAUGAGGUUGAAUGUGAUUGGUUACUUCUGAGCACAGUCACAUCAUAAGUGUGCACACCCUUUAAUACAUACAGAUUCUUGUAAAUUUUUUCCCCCUAAAAACAAUUUUCCUAUUUUUUUUUUCACUUGGAUUUUGUUGGUUGCUAUAUCACAUUAAACAUCUGACAUGAUUUAUCUUGAUUUAAUUUUUUUACAUCACAAAAACCUGCAAUUUUAACAGGGGUGUGUAGACUUCCACUGGAGAUCUUAUAAGUAAUACUGCAGUAACUAAUGUGAAAAAAAGAUCAGGUAUACUUCAGCACUUAAGAUAUUUGUACAUGACAUUUAUCAAUUACCAUUUACCUUCAGGUGAAUGUUCAUUAUGUAAUGUUAAGUUGAUUAUGUAAGCAAUAUUACACAUUUUCUGCUGUACAUUUUUGUACUUUUGACUUAGAUAUAGUACAUCUCUUUAAUGAAGUAUUUUUUAGGAUGGACCAAUAUGUUGCUACUUGGCAUUAAGUGAAGCACAUCUGAUAACAUUUCACAUUACUUACUACGUACUUAUAUUUUCACUUAUAUUAAAAUUCUUAAUGUGGAAAAAGCUUAACACUGCUUAAUGUUUGAAAACAAAGACCAAAUGUUUCUAUUUAUAUUUAGCUUAUGGGGUCAUUCUUUUGUUAGUAGACAGUACGCAUAAUCAAGAAGUGUAUGAGAAUUUUUUUUUUCCUAGAUGACUGUUUUAACACAUUACAUUAACACAUUAACGUUAAGCUGUUUCCUUAUAAUGUAUUUCUACAGAGUUGAAAAUGCUUAACCCAAAAAUUAUAGUUCAUUUUUGAUUACUGUUUUGUCCUUUCGGCAGUGGAUAGUGUUUAUGACAAGGUAAGUGUGCGAGAUUUGGUGAUUUGGUGUUUUAGAACAUUCAGUAUCUGCGUUAAGAUUUUUUCAUGUUAAACAGUUUUAGAAUGUCUGCAUUCUCAAACUGUAAAUGAUAUCAUAGCUUCAAAAUUUCUGAGCAGUAAUUGCGUUGUGACACUGUGGUAGUUUUCACAUAAGAUUACUUCAUUUUUUGUAUUUCAAAACCCAACAGGCUAACAGAAAUUAGAAAAGAAGAUAACACUAUAUGGCCAUAAGUUUGUCGAUACCUGACCAUCACACCAACAUGUGCUUAUUGAACAUCCCGUUCCAGAUUUAGUCCCCCUUUGCUGUUGUAAUAACCUCCAUUCUUUUGGGAAAGCUUUCCACUAGAUUUUGGAGUAUGGCUGUGCAGAUUUGCCCAAUAAGCCACAAGAGCAUUAAUGAGGUCAGGUGCUGAUGCUGAGUGAGGAGGCCUGGGGUACAGUCAGUGUUCUAGUUCAUCCCAAAGGUGUUCAGUGGGGUUGAGGUCAGGGCUCUGUGCAGACCACUCUUCAACUCCAACCUUGACACACCAUGUCUUCAUGGCCCUUGCUGUGUGUACCGGGCAUUGUCAUGCUGGAACAUGUAUGGUCCUCUUGGUUCCAGUGAAGGGAAAUUGUAAUGCUACAGCAUACAAAGACAUCCUAUACAAAUGUGUGCUUCCAGCUUUGGGACAGCAGUUUGGUGAAGGAACACAUAUGGGUGUGAUGCUCAGGUGUCCACAAACUUUUGGCCAUAUAGUGUACAGUAUUUACACACACUACUACAUGAAGACAUCCAAAAUCUCAUGGUUUUGAGGUCUCUGAGAAGUUUCAGUCGGUUUGUGUUGAAGCUGUCCAAAAACUGAUUCAUUUUUUUGUAUAAGACUUGCCUCUUUUCCUGACACAACGUGUAAAACCCCGGAAACGACUAGCUUCUCUUGCUCAUAUUCACACGUGUCAGAGCUGUAACAAGCAGCUUCAAGUCGCUUUUCCUCUGAAACUACAAGCCUUUAAGGGCUAGUCAUGAAGAUAUUCGGUGUUCAGCUACGACUGACUUGUUAUAUGUGGAAAAUGUGCGCUAACUUUGCGCUACCGUUCUGAAAGGUGUGUUGGGUUUAUUAAUUCCUGCUGAAGAGUCUGUGGUGUAACCAGUGUAACACCAUCGGAAUGACUUACACCCAUGAACUGCUUCGCCGUUGCUGUCAUGUUUACCGCCCCCUUUUACUUCCCGGAACAACCACGACGUUUAUUCUUCUCUCUUCUGAUCAUUUCAGUAAUGUGUGCGUGUGUGUGUGUGUGUGCGCGUGUGUGCGAGCGCGCGCGCACUCUUAAGACGCUCUUCCACUUAGCUGCUUGAGCUGUGAGCGGCUCUGCAGCGCGCUCGCGCUCAUUACUCAUCUCUUCAACGCGACAAGAAGCAUCUUUCGAAAAGAAGAUAGAAGAUUACCUUAAAAAAAAUGUCUGGAAUGUUGGUUUGGCAGUGUCCAGGCCAUGCCCUCAUGCCGUACGGCCAGUACUGCCGUCUACGUUCUCCUGUGCUGUGCCAAUCGGCCAAGUCUUCAGUUACGGAUGGAUGAUGAACCACAAAAUGAACACGUGUCUUGUUUCACCCUUCAAUUACACAUCCAGUAUAACAUUUGAAUAUACUAUGCUGAGCAGCACGGAUGCUGUAAGAAUCGUCACUGAUAUUUCCAUCAUUCAACAUGUGUGAAAUUGGCAUGUUUUUUGUAAGGGAGGUCAUGUGUGAGCAAAGUACAUCACAAACAUGCCUCUAUUUUAAUUCAUUCUUCACUGGCAGUCAAAAGAACCUGCUUUGUUUACUUAAAGGAAGGAAAGCCACAAAAUAGUCUGGUUGCUAGGAGCUUUGAAUGGGUUGCUUUGGGAAGGAUGCGCUCUUGGCUUAAAAUCUUAAAAUUAAAAUGGCUUAAAAUAUGUGAAUAGGUUUACACCAAUCAGCCAUAACAUUAAAACCACCUGCCUAACAUUGUGUAGGUCUACUUUUGCCACCAAAACAGCUCUGACCUGUCGAGGCAUGGACUCCACAAGACCUCUGAAGGUGUGCUGUGGUAUCUGGCACCAAGACGUUAGCAGCAGAUCCUUUAAGUUCUGUAAGUUGCGAGGUGAGACCUCCAUGGAUCGGACUUGUUUGUCCAGCACAUCCCAAAGAUGCUUGAUCGGCUUGAGAUCUGGACAAUCUGGAGGCCAAGUAAACACCUUGAUGUCAUUUUCCUCAGACCAUUCCUGAACAAUUGUUGCAGUGGGGCAGGGUGCAUUAUCCUACUGAAAGAAGCCACUGCCAUUAGGGAAUACCGUUGCCAUGAAGGGGUGUACUUGGUCUGCAACAAUGUGUAGGUAGAUGAUGUGUGCCAAAGUAGCAUCCACAUCCAGGACACAAGGUUUCCCAGCAGAACAUUGCCCAGAGCAUCACACUGCCUCCACCGGCUUGCCCUCUUCCCAUAGUGCAUCCUGUCGCCAUCUCUUCCCCAGGUAAGUGAUGCACACACACCUGGCUGCUCACAUGAUGUAAUAGAAAAUGUGAUUCAUCAGACCAGUCCACCUUCUUCCGUUGCUCCAUUGUCAAGUUCUGAUGCUCUUGUGCCCAUUAUAGGCGCUUUCGGUGGUGGACAGAGGUCAGCAUGGGCACUCUGGCUGGUCUGCAGCUACACAGCGAGCUGCAAUGCACUGUGUGUUCUGACACCUUUCUAUCAUAGCCAGCAUUAACCUUUUCAGCAAUUUGUGCUACAAUAGUUCUUCUGUGAGAUCGGACCAGAUGGGCUAGCCUUUGCUCCCUACACGCAUCAAUGAGCCUUGGGCACACAUGACCCUGUCGCCAGUUCACCGGUUGUCCUUGCUUGGACCACUUUUGUUAGAACCCAUGGAAGGAUAUCUGUGAGAAUGAAUCUUGGUGCCUAAAGCUGGACUCCUGCUUUGGGGGAAUGGUCCACUAGAAAGAGUCUGUCAUGCUGAACAUGUCUGAAGACCGGAUCAACUGCACCAUCGACCACAAAAUUCACCAGAACCUCUUUUCUGGCACCUACAUCCUGGCCUUACUGGUGGGAUUUCCUACCAAUGCCUACUCUCUCUACCAUGCCUGGCUGCAGCUGAGGGCUCGCAAUGAGCUGGGGGUCUACCUGCUUAACCUGACUGUGUCUGACCUUCUGUAUCUGGCCUCUCUGCCUGUCUGGCUGCAGUACAUCUUUUACGGAGAUGACUGGGUAUACAGUGAGUGGGCCUGCAAAGUGUGUGGCUUCCUCCUCUAUGACAACAUCUACAUCAGCAUCGGCUUCCUGUGCUGUAUCUCAAUAGACCGUUACCUGGCUGUAGUCUACCCCCUCCGCUUCUCCGCACUCCGCACCAUGAAAGCAGCAGCACUGGUCAGUGCCGUAGUGUGGAUCAAGGAACUUGCUGUAGGUAUUGUCUUUUUCCAGCACAAGGAGCUAAGCCUAGAUAAGUCUAACCAUUUGGUGUGCUUUGAGCACUAUCCCAUGCAGAAAUGGGAGCGCUCCAUAAACUACUACCGAUUCUAUGUGGGCUUCCUGUUUCCAUUAGGAAUCCUUUCUGUCUCAUACUUUCGGGUCCUUCGGGCUGUAGGCAAGAGUGCAGGCACGCAGACGGCCCAGAAAAAACGCAUCAAAAACCUGGUCACCAUCACCAUCAUCAUCUUCCUGGUGUGCUUUUCACCAUACCACAUCUUUCUGCUGGUGCGGACGCUCCUGGAGACCGAGUGCUCUUUCGUUGAGAAGAUUUUUGACUAUUACCACUUCUCGCUCCUGCUCACAACUUUGAAUUGUGUGGCUGACCCAGCACUUUAUUGCUUUGUCAGCGAAGGUGUACAGCACAGCAUCCAACAAGCUGCAGAGGCUUGUGCCCACGUUCUCUGCUGCUGCUCUAAAUGCGAGAGCAGCUACAACACAGACUCCGUCGAUGCAGUAACACCUAAUGACAAUGGCACAAGCAUCUCUGUGGUCAAACUUCUGCAACAAACCAAAGUGGAACUGUGAAGUUUGUGGGGGUUUUUUUAAUGAACUUUCUGUUGAACUGUGCGUUGACCAAUUGCCAAAGCAUGUUAGUUCUGUGUUUAUUUGUCUUCAUUCCAUCUUUAUGAUUAAAAGAAAUGCUGUAUACUUCGCUACUGCCUUGUCUAGGCUAUAUGCUUGAUUUUUUUUUAUGCUUUUGUAAUGAUGUGUAAUUCUCAGGGACCUUCACUGAUGGUUGACAUCUGAGUCUUGAAGGAAUAAUUAGAUUUUAAAAGGCCAGACCAAGCCAGUUGAUUAAGCCUAUGGAGUUUCUUCACUGUGAGUAAAGUAAACUGUUCUUUUCUCAGCAGAAAGAAAAUGGAAGACACAGUUUCUCAUUCACAAUAUGUUUACAGUAUAGUACAUACUACCUGUUAAUGUACGUUUUAAAAUAUAUGCAUUGUAUUCUGUGUAUGCAAGACAUUUGUGUAUAUUCUCUCUUUUUCAUACAGUUUCUAUAUGUUCAGAGA
Molecule: messenger RNA, 7141 nt
Organism: Pangasianodon hypophthalmus (striped catfish)
Lineage: Eukaryota; Metazoa; Chordata; Actinopteri; Siluriformes; Pangasiidae
Gene: gpr68
Product: ovarian cancer G-protein coupled receptor 1
Exons: 3
Coding region: 5616-6656 (346 amino acids)
Biological process (GO): G protein-coupled receptor signaling pathway; cellular response to pH
Cellular component (GO): membrane
Molecular function (GO): G protein-coupled receptor activity
Source: RefSeq, a predicted model, not a curated record